AUUAUAAAAAACUUCAAAUACGAAAUGAUGCUAAUGGCACAAGGGUUGCACCAAAAGACGCGGUUUCAGACUUUCAACAUUCAUGCAUUCACAAGACUCACACAGAGAGACCACCAAACCCAGCUGUGACUGAGAGACUGUGAUGUUGAAUUAUACACCCUUUUAAUAUUUUAACAUGCAAAUUCCCCAUUAAUAUAAUCCCGGAUUGGAUCACCAUCAUAUAAACUAUUCCAAACAGAUCCAUCUUUCCAACCUAGACAUCUUAUUGCACUUGAUACCCAGAUCGCAGAAACUUUUGACAAAAACAAACAAAAAAACCAAUACUUUGUUUUGGGGCUUUACGUGUUGUCCUUCUCCGAUGAAGCUUCUGUUGUGCAGGUGAUUCCUAGAACCAUCUUGGGUUUCUAUUUUUGGAAAGAUUUUUAAACAGACUUGUAGUGUUGGCGGGAAUGGAAAGUUCACGAAACGUGAGGGCCGAGAAGAGAGGCUAUGAACAAGGUCAAGAUGUGGAUGGGGUUUAUGAUGAGACAGAACAUCUCAGUCAUGAGUCGAAGAGACCGAAACUGCCUGGUUUGGCUAGUGUCAUUGUGGAAUCCCUGAAGGUGGAUAGCUUGCAAAGGCUUGCCUCAACUUUGGAGCCUAUGCUCCGCAGAAUUGUGAGUGAGGAAUUGGAGCGUGCUUUGACGAAAAUAGAACAUGUUGAACUGCCUGGAAGGUCUCCACCGCCCAGACUACUAGGCUCGGAAGAGAAAAAUCUUCAACUGCAAUUUAAAACAAGAAUGCCACCGCAUCUAUUCACAGGUGCAAAGGUUGAAGGAGAGCAAGGAGCAUCAAUUCAUGUUGUGCUGCUAGACUUAAGUAAAGGCUGUGUUGUACAAACAGGACCAGAAGCAUCUGCAAAGCUUAAUAUUGUUGUACUGGAAGGUGACUUCAAUGAUGAAGUUGAGGAUGGUUGGACAAAAGAGCAUUUUGAAAACCAUGAGGUAAAGGAGCGUGAGGGGAAAAGACCUCUUCUGACUGGGGAUGUACAAGUUAUUCUUAAGGAAGGGGUAGGUACACUUGGAGAGCUUACUUUUACAGACAAUUCUAGCUGGAUAAGGAGUAGGAAAUUUAGGCUUGGAGUUAAGCUUGCCCCUGGCAACUGUGAAGGAAUUCGUAUUUGUGAAGCUAAAACAGAUGCUUUUUUGGUUAAAGAUCACAGGGGAGAAUUAUACAAGAAACAUUACCCUCCAGCUUUGCAUGAUGAGGUGUGGAGAUUAGAUAGAAUAGCAAAGGAUGGAGCUCUACACAAGAAGCUGAUUAAGGCUGAGAUUGUAACCGUUGAAGACUUCCUCCGCCUUCUUGUUAAAGACCCACAAAGAUUAAGAAGUGUCCUGGGGAGCGGUAUGUCCAAUAGGAUGUGGGAAAACACUGUGGAGCAUGCAAAAACUUGUGUCUUGGGUGGAAAGCUUUAUGUUUACUACACUGAUGAAUCUCAAACCAAGGGUGUUGUCUUCAACCAUAUUUAUGAGCUCAGGGGCCUCAUCGCUGAUGGUCAAUUUUACUCCUUAGAAUCCCUUACUCACAGUCAGAAGGUUUCAGUGGAUACUUUGAUGAAGAGAGCAUAUGAUAAUUGGCAUCAAGUCGUAGAAUACAAUGGCAUGAUGGCUAUGACUGCACCUGUGGCAGUACCUUCCCACAACAAUGGCUUAGAUCACCAUUCUGCAGCUACUCAAAGCAGGCCGCAAUAUAACUCUGAUUUCUCCCAACAUUUUCGAAUAGAAAAUAACCACCUACCAGUCGUCCCUCAGUUUGUUCCAUUUGUGCGGCCUGAUCAAACAUCUUUGGUCAAAUUCAGCAACCCACAAACAGCAUUACCUAGCACCACAGGUUACAUGUCACUUGGAGGUACAUCAAAUUUUUCAGCAGAUUGGUCACGGCCAAAUUAUGGGAACGGGUUUGAGGACUUCAAUGUUGCUGAUGAGAUCCGGAUAAGGAGUUCCGAAAUGUUGGAGAGUGAUGACAUGCAGAGACUGUUAAUGAAGACAUUUAGUAUGGGAGUCGGCAUCGGAACAGGGUCUAGUUUUGGUCAUUCUGAUGAUGCUUGUUAUAACUAUAGUGUACAGUAUGAGCCUCAUGUAGGUCAAUCAGUCAGCAAAGAGCAUGGAAAAAGCUCGGGGAAAGCUGUUGUUGGAUGGCUUAAGCUCAAAGCCGCUUUAAGGUGGGGAAUAUUUGUUAGGAAGAGAGCUGCAGAACGGAGAGCUCAGCUUACACUUACAGAACUAGAUUGAAUGUAAUGCUUUGUUAUUAUCACAGCGUGUUUCAUCAUGAAAAUGACUUGUGUUUUGAUGAUUUGAAAUUGUUAAUGCUUUGUUUGUGUCACAAGGGAAUGAAUACUAGGAAUUUACUUAUAUAAUGGAAAUUGGUAUCUUCUUCUCUCCUAUGUAUCAAG
Messenger RNA from Fragaria vesca subsp. vesca, 2431 nucleotides. RefSeq lists its product as uncharacterized. The transcript has 7 exons. Lineage: Eukaryota; Viridiplantae; Streptophyta; Magnoliopsida; Rosales; Rosaceae. The record is from RefSeq and is a predicted model, not a curated record. The coding region runs from base 450 to 2270 and encodes 606 amino acids. Gene Ontology annotation, cellular component: nucleus. Gene Ontology annotation, biological process: regulation of salicylic acid biosynthetic process. Gene Ontology annotation, molecular function: DNA-binding transcription factor activity; sequence-specific DNA binding; calmodulin binding.